Messenger RNA from Leptonychotes weddellii (Weddell seal), 13389 nucleotides. Lineage: Eukaryota; Metazoa; Chordata; Mammalia; Carnivora; Phocidae. The record is from RefSeq and is a predicted model, not a curated record.
CUGGAAGCCUUUGCUCACUUUUUUAUGAAAGACGGUUGUAAGACAUUGAAAUUUUUGUACCAGGAAGGAGAUGUCCCUGGCCUUGAGUGUGGUCGAACUAUUGCUGGAGCAACCAAAGGGGGGAAAAUGAUGAGAUUAUAUAUAGACAACGCAGCCCCGGAGAAACUAAAAGGAUUAUGUGUAUUUUUUGUUCGCUGUCACAAUGAUGUUGCUAUAAAUAUUAAAAAUAUUCAUGAGGAAGUGCUAUUUACUGUACUGGAUGCAUCAACAGGAAUCCUAAAUGGGAUUAAGAAUAUGCUGUCAAGUGUAUUCCUACCAGCUAUUCUUGCAACAAAUAAUUGGGGUGCUCUAAACCAGUCCAAGCAAGGAGAAUCUGAAAAACACAUUUUCACUGAAACCAUCAACAGAUACCUUUCAUUUUUAGAUGGUGCUAGAGUAAGUAUUGAGGGAACAGUUAUGUUAAAGAAGGUAGAAAAUAUUGAUUUUUCCAAACUGCAUACAUUUGAAGAAGUGGCAGCUGCAGCUAGCAAUUCAGAAACUGUUCGUCAGCUAGAGGAGGUGCUGAUGACAUGGUAUAAACAGAUUGAACAGGUACUUAUUGAGAGUGAGCAGAUGAGAAAAGAAGCUGAUGACUCAGGUCCACUCACCGAAUUGGAACACUGGAAACGCAUGUCAGCCAAAUUCAAUUACAUUAUUGAACAGAUUAAAGGGCCAAAUUGUAAGGCUGUCAUAAAUGUGCUUAAUGUUGCACACUCCAAAUUGUUGAAGAAUUGGCAUGAUUUGGAUGCAAGAAUAACAGAUACAGCAAAUGAAUCAAAAGAUAAUGUCAGAUAUUUGUACACUCUAGAAAAAGUAUGUCAACCUCUGUAUAACUAUGACCUAGUUUCCAUGGCACAUGGAAUACAAAAUUUGAUUAAUGCCAUCAGAAUGAUUCACAGUGUGUCACGGUAUUAUAACACCUCAGAGAGAAUGACUUCAUUGUUUAUCAAGGUAACAAAUCAAAUGGUGACGGCAUGUAAAGCAUAUAUUACUGAUGGAGGAACCGUCCACGUAUGGGAUCAGGAAACACCGCUCGUAUUAAAGAAAAUUCAGGAUUGCAUUUUUCUAUUCAAGGAAUAUCAGACAUCUUUUCAUAAAACAAGGAAACAGAUUUUAGAAUCCUCAGGGGAAAAAUCUUUUGAGGUUUCAGAAAUGUAUAUAUUUGGAAAAUUUGAAGCUUUCUGCAAAAGACUGGAGAAGAUUACAGAAAUGAUAACUAUUGUGCAAACAUAUUCAGCCUUGAGUAAUUCCACCAUAGAGGGAAUAGAUAUUAUGUCAAUAAAAUUCAAAAACAUGUAUCAAGGGGUUAAGAAAAAACAAUAUGACAUUUUGGAUCCAAGAAGGACAGAAUUUGAUACAGAUUUCUCAGAGUUCAUGACAAAAAUCAGUGGUUUAGAGAUACAAAUACAAGCAUUUAUGAACAGUACUUUUGGGAAAAUCUUAUCUUCUCAGCAGGCCCUUCAGCUGCUUCAAAGAUUCCAGAAGCUGCAAAUCCCCUGUCUUCAGUCAGAAAUAAACCAUACAAUUGAGCGUAUUCUUCAGUUUUAUGUGGCUGAACUUGAAGCUACUAAGAAGCUUUAUCAUUCUCAAAAAGAUGACCCUCCUCUUGCUCGCAACAUGCCCCCUAUUGCAGGAAAAAUACUUUGGGUGAGGCAGCUCUAUCGACGGAUAAGUGAACCCAUCAACUAUUUCUUUAAAAACUCAGAAAUUUUGUCAAGUGCGGAAGGUAAAGCUGUCAUUCGUCAGUAUAACAAAAUUUCCUAUGUUCUGGUGGAAUUCGAGGUGGUCUAUCACACAGCCUGGGUCAGAGAGGUCUCGCAGUUACAGUAUGCUUUACAAGCCACACUUUUUGUGCGACACCCAGAAACUGGGAAGUUGCUGGUUAAUUUUGAUCCCAAAAUUCUGGAAGUUGUUCGGGAAACUAAGUGCAUGAUAAAAAUGAAGUUGGAUGUACCAGAACAGGCAAAGAAAUUGCUAAAAUUGGAAAGUAAAUUGAAAGCAGACAAAUUGCAUUUGCAGGGUCUUCUGCAGUAUUACGAUGACUUAUGUCAGGAAGUGCCUUCGGUGUUUGUCAAUGUGAUGACCCCUAAAAUGAAAAAGGUGGAAUCUGUGUUGAGACAAGGGCUCACAAUAUUAACAUGGUCAUCUUUAACACUGGAAAGCUUCUUUCAAGAAGUUGACUUAGUUUUGGAUAUGUUCAAUCAACUUUUAAAGAAGAUCAGUGACUUGUGUGAAAUGCAUAUUGAUACAGUUCUAAAGGAGAUAGCCAAAACUGUGUUAAUUUCCCUGCCCGAAGGUGGUGCUACCAAAGUAGAAGAUAUGUUGACGCUUAAUGAGACGUACACAAAAGAAUGGGCUGAUGUUCUAAACCACAAAAGUAAGCAUGUGGAAGAAGCUGUCAAAGAACUUAUAUCAAUAUUUGAAAAUAUUUAUGAAGUUAAGUACAGUGGGAAAACAGCAAAACCAUUACCAGCGCAGCAUGCUAAAAUGUCUGGAGACAUUUUUGGUCGUCAUGCAGCAUGGGGGAUGCUGCUGGCAUCUAGUGGCCACCAUGGACGAAGGCGAUCAGAAGAUGUUGUUUCCUUUAUAAAAACUGAAGUACAUCUUGCAAUUCCAAAUGUGGUAAUGAUUCCUAGUUUGGAUGACAUUCAACAAGCCAUCAACCGGAUGAUCCAGCUCACCCUGGAGGUCAGCAGAGGAGUGGCUCACUGGGGGCAACAGCAGACCCGUCACAUCAAGCCUGCCGUCACCAGUCCCAGCCGUACUGCGACUGAUGUGACCCCUGUAAACGCAGCAAAACCGGCCAAGAAGGAAGAGAGAUCUUUUGAAGAAAUUAUUCCUGCAAGGAAGCUGAAGAAUUUUUAUCCGGGGGUAGCAGAGCACAAGGAUAUUUCCAAGUUGGUUCUCCUCCUUUCUUCCUCUGUGAAUUCUCUACGAAAGGUAGCUCACGAGGCCUUGCAGGACUUUCAAAAGUACAAGACGCUCUGGACCGAGGACCAAGACGUGAAAGUGAAGGAGUUUUUGGCUAACAACCCCUCUCUGACUGAAAUCAGAUCAGAAAUUCUACACUUUGCUACUUUUGAACAGGAGAUCAAUGAGUUGAAGCCUAUUAUUGUUGUGGGAGCACUUGAAUUGCAUACAGAGCCAAUGAAACUGGCCUUAUCAAUUGAGGCUAAGGCAUGGAAGAUGUUACUCUGUCGCUACUUGAAUGAAGAAUACAAAAAGAAAAUGUCAGACAUGAUAGCAUUUAUCAAUGAAUACUUGAAAAAGUUGUCUAGACCUAUUCGUGAUUUAGAUGAUGUCAGGUUUGCAAUGGAAGCCUUAUCAUCUAUCCGUGAUAACGAAAUUCAAAUGGACAUGACUUUGGGACCAAUUGAAGAAGCCUAUGCUAUUUUAAACAGAUUUGAAGUUGAAGUGACCAAAGAAGAAUCAGAAGCAGUUGAUACCUUGAGAUAUUCUUUCAACAAAUUGCAGAGCAAAGCUGUUUCUGUGCAAGAUGAACUAGUUCAAGUGCAGCCAAAGUUUAAAAGUAGUCUUCUUGAGGCUGUGGAAGUCUUUCGUGAGGAUGUAAUGAACUUCGCAGAAUCAUAUGAGACGGAAGGACCGAUGGUUCCAAAUAUUCCACCCCAAGAAGCUAGUAACAGGCUACAGAUAUUUCAGGCCAAUUUUGAUGAUCUGUGGAGGAAGUUUGUUACAUAUUCAUCCGGUGAACAACUUUUUGGAUUGCCUGUGACUGAUUAUGAGGUUUUACACAAAACUAGAAAAGAGCUCAACUUGCUGCAGAAGCUGUAUGGACUAUAUGAUACUGUAAUGAACAAUAUUAGUGGUUAUUAUGAAAUACUUUGGGGAGAUGUAGACAUUGAAAAAAUUAAUGCAGAACUGCAGGAAUUUCAAAACAGGUGUCGUAAACUCCCAAAAGGGCUUAAAGAUUGGCAAGCUUUUUUGGAUCUGAAAAAAAGAAUUGAUGAUUUCAGUGAGUCAUGUCCUCUGCUGGAAAUGAUGACCAAUAAGGCAAUGAAACAGAGACACUGGGACAGAAUCUCUGAGUUAACUGGAACCCCAUUUGAUGUGGAAUCUGAUUCUUUUUGUCUUAGAAAUAUUAUGGAAGCACCACUACUUAAACAUAAGGAUGACAUUGAGGAUAUUUGCAUAUCUGCCAUUAAGGAGAAGGAUAUUGAAGCCAAGCUGACUCAGGUGAUUGAAAAUUGGACCAACCAGAACCUGAGUUUUGCAGCAUUUAAGGGAAGGGGAGAGCUCCUUCUCAAAGGAACUGAAUCAGGAGAAAUUAUCACUUUGAUGGAGGAUAGUUUAAUGGUCUUAGGUUCCUUACUAAGCAACAGAUAUAAUGCUCCAUUUAAAAAAACGAUCCAGAAUUGGGUGUAUAAAUUGUCUACUUCCUCAGAUAUAAUUGAAGAGUGGCUAGUAGUCCAGAACCUUUGGGUUUAUCUUGAAGCUGUCUUUGUAGGUGGAGAUAUUGCCAAACAGCUGCCUCAGGAAGCAAAGCGGUUUCAGAAUAUUGACAAGUCAUGGAUGAAGAUAAUGCAGCGAGCUCACGAGAACCCCAAUGUGAUCAGUUGCUGUGUUGGAGAUGAAACCAUGGGGCAGCUUUUACCUCAUUUGCAUGAACAGUUGGAAGUAUGUCAGAAGUCACUCACAGGGUAUUUGGAGAAGAAGAGAUUACUGUUUCCAAGAUUCUUCUUUGUAUCUGAUCCAGUUCUCCUGGAAAUUCUUGGACAAGCCAGUGACUCCCACACCAUACAGCCACAUCUCCCUGCAGUAUCUGACAACAUAAAUGAGGUGACAUUUCAUGCAAAAGACUACGAUCGUAUCCUGGCCGUCGUAUCAAGAGAAGGAGAAAAAAUUAUUUUGGAUAGUCCUGUUAUGGCCAAAGGUCCUGUGGAGAUUUGGCUUAUGGAUUUGUUAAAAAUGCAGAUGUCGUCCCUACAUAAUAUAAUUAGAUCUGCAUUCUACCAAAUCAGCGAUUCAGGAUUUCAACUCUUACCUUUCCUCAACCACUUCCCAGCACAGGUGGGGCUUCUGGGAAUUCAGAUGUUGUGGACACAUGAUUCAGAAGAGGCUUUAAAUAAUGCAAAAGAUGACAGGAAAAUCAUGCAUGUGACCAAUCAGAAAUUUUUGGAUAUUCUAAAUACUCUAAUUAGUCAGACAACACAUGACCUAAGCAAGUUUGAUAGAGUGAAGUUUGAAACUCUGAUUACCAUCCAUGUGCAUCAGAGAGAUAUUUUUGAUGACUUGGUAAAAAUGCAUAUCAAAUCAGUUACUGACUUUGAAUGGCUAAAACAGAGUAGAUUUUAUUUUAAGGAAGAUUUGGAUCAAACUGUGGUGUCUAUUACAGAUGUGGAUUUUAUUUACCAGAAUGAAUUUCUGGGAUGCACUGACCGUCUUGUCAUCACUCCAUUAACAGAUAGAUGCUACAUCACUUUAGCGCAGGCUUUGGGAAUGAACAUGGGAGGUGCUCCAGCAGGACCCGCGGGCACUGGCAAAACAGAAACUACGAAAGACAUGGGAAGAUGUUUGGGGAAAUACGUGGUCGUGUUUAACUGCUCAGAUCAAAUGGAUUUCCGAGGGCUAGGACGGAUUUUUAAAGGUCUUGCACAGUCGGGUUCUUGGGGCUGUUUUGAUGAGUUUAACAGAAUUGAAUUGCCUGUAUUAUCAGUGGCAGCCCAACAGAUUUAUAUUGUUUUGACAGCGAGAAAAGAGAGAAAAAAACAGUUCAUUUUUUCUGAUGGUGAUUGUGUUGAUUUGAAUCCAGAAUUUGGGAUCUUCCUAACAAUGAACCCUGGAUAUGCUGGGCGCCAGGAACUACCAGAAAACUUAAAAAUUCAGUUUAGAACUGUUGCUAUGAUGGUUCCUGAUAGACAGAUCAUUAUGCGAGUUAAACUUGCAAGCUGUGGUUUUCUUGAAAAUGUUAUCUUGGCUCAGAAGUUUUAUGUUCUUUACAAACUCUGUGAAGAGCAACUUACCAAACAGGUUCAUUAUGACUUUGGGUUGAGAAAUAUUCUAUCUGUUUUGAGGACACUUGGAGCUCAAAAAAGAGCCAGACCAGAAGACAGUGAGCUAAGCACUGUCAUGAGAGGACUGAGAGACAUGAACCUUUCCAAGCUGGUUGACGAAGAUGAACCCCUGUUUCUCAGCUUAAUCAAUGACCUGUUUCCGGGAUUACAACUGGAUAGUAGUACCCAUGUGGAGCUGCAGGCUGCUGUAGCCAACCAGGUUCAAAUAGAAGGUUUGAUUAACCACCCACCCUGGAAUCUCAAACUUGUGCAGUUAUACGAGACAUCUCUGGUCCGUCAUGGUUUGAUGACUCUGGGGCCCAGUGGUUCUGGGAAGACGACUGUCAUAACAAUCCUGAUGAAGGCAUUAACUGAGUGCGGGAGGCCGCACAGAGAGAUGCGAAUGAAUCCCAAAGCAAUUACUGCGCCUCAGAUGUUUGGCAGACUGGACACCGCUACUAAUGACUGGACAGAUGGGAUUUUUUCUACUCUGUGGAGAAAAACGUUAAAAGCAAAAAAAGGUGAAAAUAUUUUCCUCAUUUUAGAUGGCCCUGUGGAUGCCAUUUGGAUCGAGAACUUAAAUUCUGUGCUGGACGACAAUAAAACCCUCACGCUAGCUAAUGGAGAUCGCAUCCCCAUGGCCCCAAGUUGUAAGCUUCUAUUCGAGGUGCACAAUAUUGAGAACGCUUCUCCCGCCACGGUUUCCAGGAUGGGCAUGGUCUAUAUUAGCAGCUCCGCGCUCAGUUGGAGGGCAAUAUUGCAGGCGUGGCUGAAGAAGCGCACUGCACAGGAGGCGACUGUAUUCCUCACUCUGUACGAUAAAAUAUUUGAAGAUACAUAUACGUAUAUGAAACUAAACCUCAAUCCAAAAAUGCAGCUCCUGGAGUGCAACUAUAUCAUGCAGUCUCUCAAUCUACUGGAAGGUUUAAUUCCCUCCAAAGAAGAAGGUGGUGUUUCAUGUGUCGAACAUCUUCAUAAAUUAUUUGUGUUUGGCCUAAUGUGGAGUUUAGGAGCCCUUUUGGAGCUGGAAAGCAGAGAAAAGCUUGAGGCCUUUAUACGAAAUCAUGAAAGCAAGUUAGACUUACCAGAAAUACCUAAAGGCACGAGUCAGACCAUGUAUGAGUUUUAUGUUACUGAUUAUGGAGAUUGGGAACACUGGAAUAAGAAACUUCAGCCAUAUUAUUAUCCAACUGACAGUAUUCCAGAAUAUUCAUCCAUUUUGGUUCCAAAUGUUGACAAUGUUAGAACAAAUUUUUUGAUAGACACCAUUGCAAAACAACAGAAAGCCGUUUUGCUCACAGGAGAGCAGGGAACAGCCAAAACUGUAAUGGUUAAGGCCUAUUUGAAAAAAUAUGAUCCUGAAGUACAGUUAUCCAAAAGUCUAAAUUUUUCAUCUGCCACAGAACCCAUAAUGUUUCAGAGAACAAUGGAAAGCUAUGUGGAUAAGCGAAUGGGAAGCACAUAUGGGCCACCAGGAGGCAGGAAAAUGACUGUAUUUAUUGAUGAUAUUAAUAUGCCUGUGAUUAAUGAAUGGGGAGAUCAGAUAACUAAUGAGAUUGUGCGACAAAUGAUGGAAAUGGAAGGAAUGUAUAGCUUGGAUAAGCCUGGAGACUUCACUACUAUUGUUGAUGUACAGAUCAUAGCAGCAAUGAUCCACCCUGGAGGUGGUCGAAAUGAUAUUCCCCAACGUUUAAAAAGACAGUUUACUGUGUUUAAUUGCACAUUGCCUUCAAAUGCUUCAAUAGAUAAAAUUUUUGGACUUAUUGGCUGUGGGUACUUUGAUCCUUGCAGAAAGUUCAAACUUGAAGUAUGUGAGAUGAUUGCAAAUUUAGUUUCAGCAGGCAGAGUGCUGUGGCAGUGGACGAAGGUGAAGAUGCUGCCAACUCCUUCUAAAUUUCAUUACAUUUUCAAUCUUCGAGAUCUUUCCAGAAUUUGGCAAGGAAUGUUAACCAUAAAAGCCGAGGAGUGUGAUUCGAUAUCUAUUCUCCUAUCACUUUUCAAACACGAGUGCAACAGAGUAAUUGCAGACAGAUUUAUAACUCCUGAAGAUGAGCAAUGGUUUAAUAUCCAUCUUGUUCGAGCAGUUGAAGAGAAUAUUAACCCAGAUGUGACUUCAUAUAUUCUUCCUGAGCCAUACUUUGUAGAUUUUCUCCGUGAGAUGCCUGAACCAACUGGUGAUGAACCUGAGGAUUCUGUGUUUGAAGUGCCCAAAAUUUAUGAACUGGACCGCUUCUGCACUAUGAGGGUGCAGUGGAAUAGUUGUGACAAACCCUAUGGGCCACAAAGCUUUAAUCCUGCCCUUUACAGAAAAAGUUUGCCAACUCUUGGCAACAAUCUUGAGAUAGAAACUAUAACAGGAAGAUAUUAUCUUCAUUUUGCAGAGGAGGAAACAGAAGCUGAGGAAUGUAAAGGAACAUUUCCAAAGCUGCAGAAUGGGGAUUUGAACACAGGUCCUUCUGGUUCUAAUGCCUGUGGCUUACAGACAACUCCCUAUGACUUGCACCAUACAACCUCUUUCAAGUCUUAUAAUGUGAAUAAUCUAACAGAUGACUUAAAAGGUCUGUACAAAGUUGCUGGUGCUGAUGGAAAAGGUAUCACCUUCAUCUUUACAGACAAUGAAAUAAAAGAUGAGGCAUUUCUAGAAUAUCUUAACAACCUGUUAUCUUCAGGAGAGAUCUCCAAUCUGUUUGCACGAGAUGAGAUGGAUGAAAUCACCCAAGGUCUGAUAUCGGUGAUGAAAAAGGAGCUGCCUCGCCACGCUCCUACCUUUGAUAAUCUGUAUGAGUACUUCAUUUCAAGAUCAAGGAAGAACUUGCAUGUUGUUCUCUGCUUCUCUCCAGUUGGUGAGAAGUUCCGAGCCCGUUCUUUGAAGUUUCCUGGCUUGAUAUCAGGUUGCACCAUGGACUGGUUUAGUCGCUGGCCAAAGGAGGCCUUGAUUGCGGUGGCCUCCUAUUUCCUUUCAGGCUAUAGUAUUGUCUGCUCCAGUGACACUAAACGACAAGUCGUAGAAACAAUGGGCCUCUUCCAUGACAUGGUUUCCGAGAGCUGUGAAAAUUACUUCCAACGAUACCGCCGAAGAGCACACGUGACUCCCAAGUCUUAUCUCUCAUUUAUAAAUGGUUAUAAAAACAUUUAUACUGAAAAGGUGAAACAUAUCAAUGAACAAGCUGAACGUAUGAAUAUUGGUCUUGAUAAGCUUAUGGAGGCGAGCGAAUCUGUGGCUAAGCUCUCUCAGGAUCUUGCAGUAAAGGAGAAGGAGUUGGCAGUGGCUUCCGUAAAAGCAGAUGAAGUACUGGCAGAAGUCACAGUAAGUGCUCAGGCUUCAGCCAAAGUGAAAAACGAAGUGCAGGAGGUGAAAGACAAAGCCCAAAAAAUUGUGGAUGAAAUUGACACUGAGAAAGUAAAAGCUGAGACCAAGCUGGAGGCGGCCAAACCUGCCCUUGAAGAAGCAGAGGCAGCCCUGAAUACUAUCAAACCAAAUGAUAUCGCCACAGUCAGGAAACUUGCAAAGCCCCCGCAUCUUAUUAUGAGAAUCAUGGACUGUGUCCUACUACUAUUUCAAAAGAAAAUUGACCUAGUCACUAUGGAUCCAGAAAAACCUUGCUGCAAGCCUUCCUGGGGAGAGUCAUUAAAAUUGAUGAGUGCAACAGGGUUCCUAUGGAGCCUUCAGCAGUUCCCCAAGGAUACUAUAAAUGAAGAGACUGUUGAGUUGCUGCAGCCAUAUUUUAACAUGGAUGAUUAUUCUUUGGAAAAUGCCAAAAAAGUCUGUGGGAAUGUGGCUGGUCUGCUGUCUUGGACCCUUGCUAUGGCAACAUUUUAUGGUAUCAAUAGAGAAGUGUUACCUCUGAAGGCUAACCUGGCCAAGCAGGAGGGCCGUCUGGCGGUUGCUAAUGCUGAGCUGGGGAAGGCACAGGCUCUGCUCGAUGAGAAACAAGGCGAGCUGGAUAAAGUACAAGCAAAAUUUGAUGCAGCCAUGAAUGAGAAAAUGGAUUUGGUAAAUGAUGCGGAUAUGUGCCGGAAAAAGAUGCAGGCAGCUUCCACCCUCAUCGAUGGGCUGAGUGGAGAAAAGAUCCGAUGGACUCAGCAAAGCAAAGAGUUCAAAGCUCAGAUUAAUAGACUCGUGGGUGAUAUUCUGCUGUGCACCGGAUUCCUUUCCUACCUUGGUCCUUUCAAUCAGAUAUUUAGGAACUAUUUGCUUAAAGAUCAGUGGGAGAUAGAGCUGAGAGCUCGGAAGAUUCCUUUCACGGAAAACCUGAAUCUUAUUUCAAUGUUGGUGGAUCCUCCAACAAUUGGGGAGUGGGGGCUGCAGGGAUUACCAGGAGAUGACCUCUCAAUCCAGAAUGGCAUCAUUGUGACGAAGGCCACCAGGUACCCACUCCUCAUAGACCCACAGACUCAAGGCAAAACUUGGAUUAAAUCAAAGGAAAGAGAAAAUGACUUGCAAGUAACAUCUCUGAACCAUAAAUAUUUCCGCACACACUUGGAGGACAGCCUUUCCUUGGGCCGACCCCUUCUCAUUGAGGACAUUCGUGAAGAGCUGGAUCCAGCCCUGGAUAAUGUAUUAGAAAAGAAUUUCAUUAAAUCAGGCACCACAUUCAAGGUGAAAGUCGGUGAUAAAGAAUGUGAUAUCAUGGAUACAUUUAAACUUUAUAUUACUACGAAGUUACCCAACCCUGCCUUUACCCCUGAGAUCAAUGCUAAAACGUCGGUCAUUGAUUUUACCGUGACUAUGAAAGGACUCGAGAAUCAGUUAUUAAGGAGAGUGAUUUUAACUGAGAAACAGGAAUUAGAGUCUGAGAGAGUUAAACUUUUGGAGGAUGUGACUUCCAACAAGCGCAAGAUGAAGGAGCUUGAAGACAACCUUCUCUACAAGUUAAGCGCCACAAAAGGUUCCUUGGUAGAUGACGAAUCUCUCAUCGGUGUUCUCCGAAUCACCAAGCAGACAGCAGCUGAAGUAAGUGAAAAGCUGCAUGUGGCCGCAGAGACGGAGAUCAAAAUUAACACAGCUCAGGAGGAGUUCCGGCCUGCGGCCACCCGUGGAAGCAUCCUCUACUUUCUCAUCACAGAGAUGAGUAUGGUCAACAUCAUGUACCAGACCUCACUCGCCCAGUUCUUAAAGUUAUUUGACCAGUCCAUGGCCAGAUCUGAGAAGUCUCCGCUACCUCAAAAGAGAAUUACAAAUAUUAUUGAGUAUCUGACAUACGAAGUUUUUACAUACUCUGUCAGAGGCCUGUAUGAAAACCACAAAUUCCUCUUUGUACUCCUCAUGACCUUGAAGAUUGAUCUUCAGAGAGGAACAGUGAAGCACAGAGAGUUUCAGGCUCUCAUUAAAGGGGGAGCAGCUCUGGAUCUGAAAGCCUGCCCUCCUAAGCCAUUUCGCUGGAUCCUGGAUAUGACCUGGCUGAAUCUUGUAGAGCUGAGUAAACUUCCACAGUUUGCAGAAAUUCUGAACCAGAUAUCUCGUAAUGAGAAGGGAUGGAAAAGCUGGUUUGAUAAAGAUGCUCCAGAGGAAGAAAUUAUCCCUGAUGGAUAUAAUGAUUCACUGGAUACUUGCCGCAAACUUUUACUUAUCAGGUCUUGGUGUCCAGACCGUACUGUUUUUCAAGCAAGAAAGUAUAUUGCAGAUUCUUUGGAGGAGAAGUACACAGAACCAGUUAUCUUAAAUCUGGAGAAAACUUGGGAAGAAAGUGAUACACGGACACCUUUGAUAUGUUUCUUGUCCAUGGGAUCUGAUCCCACAAUUCAAAUUGAUGCAUUGGCCAAGAAACUGAAGCUGGAAUGCAGAACUAUCUCAAUGGGACAAGGACAAGAGGUACAUGCUCGAAAGCUGAUUCAGAUGUCCAUGCAGCAGGGUGGCUGGGUAUUACUGCAAAAUUGUCACCUUGGCCUAGAAUUCAUGGAAGAAUUGCUAGAGACAUUAAUUACCACUGAAGCCAAUGAUGACUCCUUCCGAGUGUGGAUAACUACUGAGCCCCAUGAUCGAUUUCCAAUCACAUUGCUUCAGACUUCUCUCAAAUUCACUAAUGAGCCACCACAAGGCGUACGCGCAGGUUUGAAAAGAACAUUUGCUGGAAUUAAUCAAGACCUUCUGGAUAUCAGUAAUUUACCCAUGUGGAAGCCCAUGCUUUACACAGUAGCGUUUUUACACUCCACCGUGCAGGAGCGACGCAAAUUUGGUCCCUUAGGAUGGAAUAUUCCCUAUGAAUUCAAUUCUGCUGACUUUGCAGCCAGUGUCCAGUUCAUUCAGAAUCACCUUGAUGAAUGUGAUAUUAAAAAAGGUGUAUCAUGGAGUACUGUUCGGUACAUGAUUGGAGAAGUUCAAUAUGGAGGCCGAGUGACAGAUGACUUUGAUAAACGUCUACUUAAUUGCUUUGCUAGAGUAAGUCAAUUUACAGAAAAAGCUUUUCACUCUUUUAUCAGGUAUCAGAGUAGCACUGCUUCUGCUGUUCUUGAAACAAUUACCAACAUUCAACCCAAAGAGAGUGGAGGCGGUGUGGGAGAGACCCGGGAAGCCAUCGUUUAUAGAUUAUCUGAAGAUAUGCUGAGCAAACUGCCUCCUGAUUACAUUCCUCACGAGGUGAAAGCUCGUUUGGUAAAGAUGGGACAUCUUAAUUCAAUGAACAUAUUUCUUAGACAAGAAAUUGACAGAAUGCAAAAAGUCAUCUCAAUCCUUCGCAGUAGCCUGAGUGAUCUAAAAUUGGCCAUUGAAGGAACAAUCAUUAUGAGUGAGAAUUUGAGAGAUGCCCUGGACAACAUGUAUGAUGCUCGCAUACCUCAGAUCUGGAAAAGAGUGUCCUGGGAUUCAUCCACACUGGGCUUCUGGUUUACUGAACUUCUGGAAAGAAAUGCUCAGUUUUCUACUUGGAUAUUUGAAGGGAGGCCCAAUGUAUUUUGGAUGACUGGUUUCUUUAAUCCCCAAGGCUUCCUCACAGCAAUGAGGCAAGAAGUGACUCGUGCCCACAAAGGCUGGGCCCUGGACUCCGUGACCAUCCACAACGAAGUUCUGCGGCAGACCAAGGAGGAGAUCACAUCGCCCCCUGUGGAAGGUGUGUAUAUUUAUGGGCUGUAUAUGGAUGGAGCCGCCUGGGACAGACGGAAUGGGAAGCUUACGGAAUCCACCCCCAAGGUGCUCUUCACGCAGCUGCCUGUGCUGCACAUCUUCGCCAUUAAUCCCGCUGCGCCCAAGGACCCCAAGCUCUAUGUGUGUCCUGUUUACAAGAAGCCCAGGCGUACCGACUUGACCUUCAUCACUGUGGUGUAUUUGCGAACGGUUUUGUCCCCAGAUCACUGGAUCCUGAGAGGAGUGGCUCUUCUGUGUGACAUCAAGUAAAUUCAUUUC